AUGGAGUAUGAAUCAAUAUCGGAAACUUCUGAUGGUUGUUUUCCGAUUUUAAGAUCGGAUAUCGACUGUCUAUCGCUGUAUGAAUCUAACUCAAGAGACUCGGGGUUCGAGGAGCUCACGACAUUUCGGUGUUCCAACGAAUCAGACCUCGCAGACGAUAUUUUCCAGGAUUUGCCCGAGAUUGGCUCUCCGAAAGUCUCAAAAAUUCCAACCAGCUUUUCAAAUGUGAUUAGCAAACAUAUAGAAACACUUAAAAACGAAAAGGAAUCUUUCGCUAUCAAAAAGAAAUGUUUUAAAAGGUUUGAAACGGAAGAAGAUUGGCGUGUUAAAAGAACAAAGUUAACCAAAAACGAAAUUUCGCCUCAGUCCAGCGAACGUAUUAAAAUCGCAGUUCAGGAUUCGAAUAGCCAUUCGGAAUUAAUUGGUGAUUUUACCGGAAAUUAUCGUUUGCCUUUAACUAAAACGCGACAUGAAAAUCUUAAAGCCGUUGAUGCUAAUACGGUGGCAAAACUAUUAAGAGGGGAUUACAUCGAUGAAAUAGGGUCGUUUAAAAUUAUAGAUUGCAGAUUUCCUUACGAAUACAACGGAGGACACAUUAGCGGAGCUAUAAAUUUGUACACCUUCGAUCAGUGUUCGGCUCUGUUAGAUCGCGCGCAAGAGAACUUCAAACUUAAAGAAGAAAAACAAAUACUGAUUUUUCAUUGUGAAUAUUCAGCCGAAAGAGGACCGAAUAUGUAUCGCUUCCUGAGGAAUGAAGAUCGACAGUUAAACGUCCACACUUACCCAGGACUCUAUUUUCCUGAGAUUUAUCUUCUCGAAGGGGGUUACAAACGAUUUUUCGAUGAAUUUUCGGAAUACUGCACACCUUACGGGUAUAUGCCGAUGAUUAGCGAAAAACACGAAGCCGACUUCAAAUUGUUUAGGAAAAUUUCGAAUACUUUCAGUUCAGAUGUUCGGAAUAAAAGAACGCACAAUUUUAAAAAAAUUGGUCGAUUGUUUAGUUAG
This is a messenger RNA of Cylas formicarius (sweet potato weevil), 1005 nucleotides long. RefSeq names its product M-phase inducer phosphatase-like. The transcript has 2 exons. NCBI's taxonomy places the organism in Eukaryota, Metazoa, Arthropoda, Insecta, Coleoptera, Brentidae. Gene Ontology annotation, cellular component: cytoplasm; nucleus. Gene Ontology annotation, molecular function: protein tyrosine phosphatase activity. Gene Ontology annotation, biological process: positive regulation of G2/MI transition of meiotic cell cycle; protein dephosphorylation; G2/M transition of mitotic cell cycle. The coding region runs from base 1 to 1005 and encodes 334 amino acids. The record is from RefSeq and is a predicted model, not a curated record.